CCUGUCCUUGGCCAUGCGUUGGAUGAAUGCUACGGUGAAUCCGGCCAUGUUGGGCUGCUGUGAAGCAGAUGGCCAUCAAACAGCUCUCCCCGGUGCCCCCGCUGCCGGCGAACUAUGCUGAGCGCAGGGGCCUUGGUGGCGCAGUUGCGCAGAGCCUGCAGAAGUGCCUUCAGGCCUCUGGCCUGUGCUUGGUGCAUGGUGCCGGUGGCAUGGGAAAGACGGUACAGACUUGUGCGACGAUUCAUCAGGAGACCGUGCUGUCAGAGAUCUUUCCCGAUGGAGUCGCUUAUGUGACGGUGGGCCAAUCGCCUGAUUUGGUCCACCUGCAGUCGCAGCUCUUGCGCGCCUUCGGUGUCUUCGAGGCUCCCACGGACCUCUCCGACGGCUACGCCAAGCUCUUCGGAGCUCUUGCAGGUCGAAAAGCGCUGCUGAUCCUGGACGACGUGUGGGAUGCACAGCACUUGGAGUUCUUGGUGCCCUUGAAAGGGCGCCCCAAGUCCUGGCUGCAGAAUGCUGUCCUGAUCACCUCUCGCCGGGUGGAUCUGCUGGGCUCCGCGGAGCUGCUGCGCCUGGGAGAGCUCACGGAGGAGGAGGCCCAGCAGCUGCUGAAGUUGGAAGGAGAUUUGCCCUUGGUUGCCAAGCUGGCCAAGUUAUGCUCCAAAUCGCCCCUGGCCCUUUCGAUCCUGGGUGCGACAGGCCUACGAGAAGAGGAGCGAACGAGCUCCAAGCGGUCCAGCAUCUUCAACUCGUUCCUCACCGAGCUCACGGGACGCAAGGAGGAGCCCAAUGCUGUCAAGCGCUGCAUCGAGCUUUGCUCCAAGCGCUUGAGCUCCGAGGAGCUCGAGCUCUAUUUGGAUCUGGCAGUCUUUCCCGACGACGUGCUUCUUCCCGUAGGCGCCUUGCGCAACAUUUUUGCUGGGCGUGACCUUGAAGCUUUGAAGGAGUUGGAACGAUUACACCUUCUUGGCAUGGAGAGCUCAGGUGAUGAGCAGCUCGUGAGACUUCAUGACUUGUCUCUUGAAUUCGUCAAAGAGCAUGCGGUGAAGCGGGGCAUGGGCGAGAAGAAGCUUCAUGAGGACCUUCUCGAGAACUACAGCCGAUGCUUGAAGGCUCCAAGGAACUGGUGGACUGGUCCAGAUGAUGGUUACUUCUUCCAGAGGCUCUUGUAUCACCUUUCAUUGGCAGGGAGAGGUGAGGAAGGACGGGCCCUCCUCCUGAGGUGGGAGUGGAUGGCCAGCCGUUUGCGGCGACCUGGAGACGUCAUCGCCGUGGUCGCGGAGUUGAAGGCGUUUGCUCCCAAGGGUUCCUUGAGACCCAGCCUGGGAAGCUCGGAAGGCCCUAUCUCGGGCUCUGGCACGGCGGCGGCCACUGCCCUCGGCCCCUUGGCUGGGUGGCGCCGUUCUGGGCUCUUGGACAACUGCCUGGGCUGGGCGCGAGCAACCACUCGCAAGGCCCUCAGCUCGCCCUCGUCCAGUCAAGUGAAUGAGGCACCGGCAGAUGGGAUCUGGAACGCUUUGGUGGAGGUUCUGACACUCAGCGCCCACAUCCUCGCAGAGGACCCUUCUCAGUUGCCUUUCCAGGUGCUUGGACGCCUGCUGGGUUUCGAGGAGGAGCCUGGAGGCACGUCUUCAGAUGGCGCCUUGCAAGAGCUCCGCGCACGAGCCACCGGUGCCCUGGAGGCAGGGGUCUACCCUGUCUUCAACGGGAAAGAGCAGUGGAAAGCCAGCAUUUGUCCUGUCUCGCCCGGGACCUUGCAGGGCGUCGGCGGACCAUUGCAGCGCACCCUGCAGCUGCACCAGGAUUGGGUGAGAUCCCUUGCUGUAAACCGAGACGGGACGUUGCUGGCCAGUGCUUCAAACGAUCUCUCAGUGAAGGUGUGGGAUUUGACACAAGACUGCCGGAUGCUCCUGGAGCUUCUGGGUCACCGGACGGCCGUCCUUACGGUCGACCUGAACGGCGACACGGUGUUGUCGGGGGACAAGGACGAGGCGAUUCUGUGGAGCUUGGAGGGCUCGUUGCUGAGGCGUUGGGGUGGUUUCGAAGGCGGCUUGAACGUGGUGCUCUUUGUGGGCCCCGAUGAGGCGGCAUUGGCAGUUCAUCAUGAGGUGCAGGUGAUCUCCACGAGCAGCUCCACGAGCUUCAAGACCGUUCGCCUCCCACACGACGUGCGUGUGGCCGCACUGGCCGCGAGAAACUUCCCUGGGUCAGCAGGCGAUUUGCUGCUGGCCUGCGGCUGCGUGGACGCACAUGCCACGCUCUGGAGGCUGGCGAAAGGCAAGAGUCGGAAGGGCACAGGGAUUGAGUUCAGCCCAAGUUUUUUGCUGCGAUUCCCGGCUGGUGAUCAAGACGUUCGUGCGAUCAGCCUCAGUGCUUCUGGAGAUUUGCUGGCAGCAGGCAACGAUGAUACCAGGAUGCGUUUGUGGAAGAUCCAGCCAAAGAAAGCAGAGAUCUCAAUAGAGCCCCUUUGCACAGCUGGUCUGCACACAGACUGGAUUCAUUCAGUGAGCACGGCCGAUGGGUCGCUGGUGGCCUCCGGCGCGGACGACAACUCCAUCGCUCUCUACGACGUUCAGGCGCAACGCCUGGUGGGUCGCGUUCGGAUCUUCUCGGGUGCCUUCUGCGUAGUGCUCUCACCCAACGGCCACUGGCUUUUCUCCGCAAGUGGAGACAUCCGAGUAUGGAGCGUGCCCAAGAUGAUCCAAGAAACACACAAGAGUCGCACCGCCUUCCGCCGCCACGUGGUGCCCAUCAGCGCCUUGGCCAUGCGCCGCGACGGCCGCGAGGCGCUGGCGGUGUCGGGCGACGUGGAUGAGACAGGAACGCCCAACGGCGGGCUGCAGCUGAGCCGCUGGGACUGCGCAACGGCUUCUCAGCUGUCCUUUUGCAUCAUUCCGGGAUCGAAGGAAGAUGAUGAUCGACCUCUUUGUUUGUCUUUGAGCCCCAAUGGCUCCGCUUGUGCUGUGGGUUGCGACACCGGGAAGCUCUGGGUCUUGGCGCUGGAUGGAACCGCUGUUUGGGAGACCGAAGCCCACAGCGAGCGCAUUCAUUGCUGUGAGUGGUUGGAGGAUGAUUCCAUUGCCACCGGAAGCGAGGAUGGCAGCGUUUGUUGCUGGUCUUUGGAGCUCCGCGCCUGUCGCGCGCAGUGUCGACCGUACGAGGGCAACGGGCCCGUCCGCUGCUUCGCCUGGACCCACGACCGAGAGCGGGUCUUGUGCGGAGGAGACUAUCAGCAUCCUCGGCUCGUGCACCUGGCCGGUCCCGGCGAAGAUGGCUACAUGGCCAUGGAGUACCAAGAUGUGUUGCGACAGGCGACCGACCGACUGACCGGUGUCAGAGGGGAAGAAACUGGCCUGCCACCCACCAUGCCCCAAGACAGCUUUGGUCAGCAUCUGCGGAGAAAUCGUGCUUGGACCGAUCCCAUGAGAGAGUUGACGGUCAGCACCUCCUGCAGCCUUGCCCUCAGCUCGGACGACCGACGAGCGGUCACCUGCAGCUGGGACAAGGCCUUGCGUCUCUUCGACGUGGACACUGGACAGCUGCUGCUGGUGGUCACCCAGGUCUCCGAUUGGGUCGUCAAGGGCUUCGGUGCAACUUUGGCAGGUCGAAGCCGGGGCAAGCCCCGGCACCGGGGCAUUCAGGGGGAGAGCCGGCCUGGUGGGCUUUUGGGGAAAGGAGGAAAGAACCAGAUCAUGCAGAUUUGGAGUAUUUGGCCCGCAGUCGUGAAGAAAACGGCCAAAAGCGAGGUCAGCUAUGCCUGGGAUCAACAGUUGCAGCUCUGGGAUUUGGGGCUCAGUGCCCGUGGGUCUGGAUGCCGUGUGGUGGAGGCCAAAGAUGCACCUGAGAGGCUGUGUGCCUGCCAGUGCGGCUUGGAGGAACGGAGCUCUGAACGGAGGUCUUCGGAGCUGCGGAGGUGGACCUGGUGUCUGAAUCGAGGCGAUGCCUCUCUAGUGCGCAUGGCUUGUGCUCCCCGCUGGACUGAGGGCGUGAGGCGUUCCUUAGCCUUCUCCGACGAGGAGGGCGCAGUGUCGAACUUGUACCACCCGCGAGCGGUGAGUGACUGUGCUGGCGCGCAGCGGUGCGUCGUGCAAUUGCUGCCAGCGGCGAGCGCGACGUGCCGACAGCACAAAGCUGAAGGCAAAGGCGGUUCAGGCGGUUCCGCUGGCUCCAGCUGUUUGCCGGCUCGCCCCCGUGUGACCGGUCGGCCGCCUCAUGAGGCCGGCCGUGCCGCUGAUCCGGGGGGUGUGCUGAUCGCGAAUCCGAUCCCAUCCAAGUUCCUUCGCGGUGGCAUCAGUGACACCGAACCAUUUCAGACGAUCCAGCAGAAGGAGGCUCUGGACCUUCAGACCUGGCAGGUGCUUCAGACCUUGUCGUUGCUCCAGAGUGCUUUAGAAGACACGUGGUGUCCCAGCUUGGAGGAAGCGAUUGGCAGGAUCCCCCUCAGCGAGGCCGAGAGGGAACUGAUCUCUGAUCAGCUCAAUCACUUCAAGAAGAAGAUCCUCUUGCAGGUGCUACGGAAAACGUCUUCGGCAGAGCUGCGAUCUUACCACGAGGAGCAGCCAGAGGCCUUGGCCACAAUCUUCAGCUUUCUCCUGGAGCAGCCCAGUUUGUUCGAGGUCGUGAGCCAGCAGUACCUCAACAAUCCGGAUGCACGGCAAGUGGAGAACGAGUUAUCGGAGGGCAUGACACAGGUCUUGCCUUAUGUGAAGUUGCUGCUCAGGUCUUUGAGGAGCCUUCCAGCAGAGUUUCACUACAAGGGCCAGGUCUUUCGCGUCUUAACAGAUCGACAUGAUCAUCUGGAGCGGCGCUUUCACCGUGGUCGUUACUUCUACAGGUAUGGUUUCAACUUCACCUCCAAGAAAGCCGAGACCGCUGAAGGCGGCACACUUUGGCAGAUCAACACAAAUGGCGAGGCCUACAACCUCUCCUUCCUGAUUCAGCGAGAAGAGGACAUUUUACUGCCACCUUUGACAUGCUUAGAGGUGGUGUCCUGUCAUCCUGAUUCCAUGGGACCGGAUAUCAUCGUCUUCCAACAGGUGGGUCUUCCAAUGACCUGCCCCUUGGAAGGUUGUGAACAGAUGGUUCGAGCGGAGGAUAUGGCGGAGCACGUGUCGCAGCACUUCACCAGUUAUUGGAGCUUUGACCAGUUUUCGCAGCAGCUGGCCAUCCAUGGCUUCGUCCCUGAGAAGGAGCUCCGGAUCUUGGUUUCCAUGCUGAAGACCCCUGCGCGGGUCCGCGCGCUCGAGCUGCAACACACCGAUCUGGCGGACACGGGCACGGUGAUCCUCGCCGAGGCGAUCAAGGUGAACCACACGGUGAGCCAUGUGGCCUUGCGAUCGAACCUGAUCGCGAAGCGCGGCGCCACUGCUUUGGCCGAAGCGUUGCGAAGCAACGAGACCUUGGAGAGCUUGGACAUGAACUCCAAUGAGAUUGGCGAGCGAGGUGCAGAGGAGCUUGCAGAAGCCUUGCGGGUAAAUAAGACCUUGGACACAUUGGACUUGGGGAACAACCAGCUGGGCCCAAAGGGUCUGGUCCCCCUGGCCGAGCUGCUGCGGCGGAACCGCAACCGCUCGCUGCGGCACCUGGCCUUGGGGAACAACAACAUCGGCCCAGAUGCAAUUGUUUUCCUUGCAGGUGUGCUGAAGAAGAACCACACCCUGGUGGACUUGUCCUUGAAUGUCAACGAUGUUGGUGACAAAGGUGCAGAGGCCUUGGGUGAGGCCUUGAGCAGCAACAGCUGCUUGCAGCGUUUAGAUCUCAGCAACAACGGCAUCAAGGCUGCAGGAGCGGUGGCGUUCUUCAAUGGCCUCAAGAAGAACACUUGUUUGGCGCAGCUCAUCAUGGAGCUCAAUCCCAUCGGCGUCGCAGGAGCCACGGUGUUGAUGGAGGUCCUCCGGGUUCAUCCAGCGCUGCAGUUCCUGGAUAUGCGCUUGACGGACCUGGGCAAUGAAGGCUGUAUCCAAGUCGCUGAGGGCUUAAAGGUCAGCCAGGCACUCCAGCACUUGGACUUGAGCUACAAUCAGAUUUACGACCGAGGUGGAGUGGCGUUGGCCGACGCCCUGCGGCAGAACCGGAGCUUACAGGAUUUGCUCCUGCGUACGAACCAACUGGGGGACGCAGGCGUGAUUGCCUUGGCCGACGCCAUCCACAAGCACCGGACGCUACAGCACCUGGCGUUGGACAACAACCAAAUCUCUCAGUCGGGAGUGGCAGCACUGGCGCGCUCCUUGCAGAAAAGCAAAGCGCUUCUUCAGUUGUCCUUGGACUUGAACUGCAUCAAGAAUCAAGGUGCGGCGGACCUGGCGCAAGCGCUCACCGUGAAUCGGAGUCUGCUGAUCUUGCGCAUUUGCUCCAAUGAAAUUGGGGAGCAAGGUGCAGUGGCCCUUGCAGAUGCCUUAAGACAGAACUGCACCUUGCAGCAGCUCAUAGCCAGCUCCAACCUCUUCGGGCAGCACGGUGCCACGGCGCUGGGCAGCGCCCUGCGCCACGGCGCCCAGCAGCUGCAGACCUUGGACCUCCGCUCCAACGGCCUGGGCGAUCCAGGGGUCAUUGCACUGGCAGAGGCCCUGAGGCAGAACAACAGCCUGCAGACUCUCGUGGUGGGGAACAACCAUGUCCAGCGCGCUGGUGCUGAAGCAUUGGCAGAGGCCUUGAAGGAGAACCGCUCCUUACACCACUUAGAUGUGCGCUUCAAUGACAUUGGUGACAUCGGCACUACUGCUUUGACCAAUGCACUGAAAGAUCCCAAUUGCAGUCUGCAACAGUUGGGCGUUGCCUCGGUCGAGCUCACACCGAGUGGCCGUGCCACGAUGUCGGAGGUCAUGGAGAAGCGGAUGCUGGCGCGAUGCUCGAACCUCUCGGCAUCACACAAGACCCGUCGCCCUUCCAAUCCCAACUGCCAGAUUCAAUAG
Messenger RNA from Durusdinium trenchii, 6908 nucleotides. NCBI's taxonomy places the organism in Eukaryota, Dinophyceae, Suessiales, Symbiodiniaceae. The record is from the annotation of a GenBank genome assembly.